Molecule: messenger RNA, 1471 nt
Organism: Pseudo-nitzschia multistriata
Lineage: Eukaryota; Bacillariophyta; Bacillariophyceae; Bacillariales; Bacillariaceae
Source: the annotation of a GenBank genome assembly
CAGAAGGUAUUUUUGCAGAUCGCCACAUUAUUUCAUAACUGUACAAUCACAACGAAAAGAGAGCGAUAUAUUGGGACCGAGCGAAUCAAACAGCAAACGUUGCAACUGACGAACAAAACAGAAUACACUAGUUGUCCACAACAAAGAAAUGCAUAGACAGAACCGACACAGUUCUGCGUCAACUAUUCGAUCCUCCAUUGACAUGGCAUUUUCAAUCCACUCUCCAGAAGAAAAGUCAUCACACAAUGAUCGAAACAUCAGCAACAAUAACAAGAGUGGCAAAGAAUUCAAGGACUUCCUCAAAAACCUGCACCGACUCCUCGACGAACACAGUAUCGGUAGCAGCGGCCAGCGUAUCGUUUCGUGGAACUCCGACGGCCUGUCCUUUCAAAUCCAUGAUUCACAAAAAUUCGAACGGUUAUUACUUCCCCUCUAUUUUAGUACCGAUCAAAAGUACCGCUUUGCCAUCGAAAGAGGGUACGAGUCCUUUCUUGAUCGGCUUCGAGACUAUGGGUUUUAUCGCAUCACAAAUGAGGGCAUUUACAGGGACACUUUCAGUCACCCGUUGUUCAUUCGAGGAAAAGAAUGUUUGUCUCUGCGUAUAGAAAGCCAACGAGAACAACAGUCUCAAAUCUUACGGAGAAAUAGCUGGCCAAUGCCACCUCUACAGAUCGCCAAAGUAUUCGAAUCAACAACGACGUCGGUGGGGAUGGAGGAAGCAACGAACCCAAAACCCCAGUAUAAUCAUUUUUCGAAGGAAGUGAGCCAUCAAAGCCCUAAACCCAGAAAACUUGUUGUGCCCAUCAAAGCUUUUGCUGCACAGUCAAUCGACAAACCUCUAGCCUUUCGCCAAUCGCUUCAGCGACGGAAGCGACCAACUUGGAACAACGCUUCAAAAAAAUCAAUUGGUAGAAGCAGCACCAUCGACGACAUCAAUGAAAAUGCUACCAGCAACAUCAUCGAUAAUGGGAACAAUAGCUUUUGCGUCGAGACUAGCCUUACAAGUGAUCUCUACUUUCAUGGAAGCGAGGAUACCGAUGAAACAGUAAUAUCAACACCAGGUCAUUCGAACGACAGCGUGAGUUUUAACACAGAGUCUCCUCUUCGAUGGCAGCAACGUUCGGAACAGCGGCCGACAAUAGACACCAAUUCCAACAAUGUAGAACCCUUGGACGUGAACUGUUGUCAAGAAGACGACCUGGGCUCAAUUUUUGAUGACGAAAUUGCUGAGGCGUUGUUGUCGGACCUAUGACGGAACACCGUGUAAUCCAAAAUAGAGCACCAUUAUGUAAAAUUUUGCAAAGUACUUGUGACAUCAAUAAGAAACCAAUAUUUUGAUCCAUCGAGUUCAACAGCACAAAAUCUAGAAGUAGAGAUAUCAAACUGCAGUUGCCAUCAUCGAUAUUUUUUAAUUGUAUAUGUUAUUGUUGAUUGACUUCCAAUUUCUUGCCAUUAAACAAUCUUAGAUUAU